Messenger RNA from Magallana angulata, 7015 nucleotides. RefSeq lists its product as uncharacterized. NCBI's taxonomy places the organism in Eukaryota, Metazoa, Mollusca, Bivalvia, Ostreida, Ostreidae. Bases 129 to 6437 code for a protein of 2102 amino acids. The transcript has 52 exons. The record is from RefSeq and is a predicted model, not a curated record. Gene Ontology annotation, molecular function: protein binding.
UUUGAUUGUGACGUCACAAAUCCAAAAGAUGCCGGGAAGCUGGUCACUGUGUUGAAAUGGAGAAAGUGGUUUAAUAUUGUGACUGGGUCUAAAGAUAGACAGGUCCGCUCUAGGGAGAAUUUAGCAUAAUGGAGGAUGAAGAGCGGUGGGACAAAGUGAAGAACUGGGUAAAUGUCCAGCAUGACAUCCAAACUCGCCUCCAGAAGCCAGACAAGUUCGACCAGAGUGUGACACUGCACCACGGGCCGCAGCUAUACCACACACUGCGACAUCCUGCUCACAUCAAGUGUAUGACCCAUUUCACCAGCAAUGUGGGGGAGAACUUUGUCACCCAUUACAGAAUUGGGACGAUGGACCACAUCUCUAUAUGGAACAUGGAAUCCCGAGAACGAGACGCUGUGUGUAAUCAAAAGAGGUUUAACAUAGAUGCUGAAUUGACGGCCAUGAUGUUUGUUCCUAAGCACAGAGUGUACCUGGGAUUCGGGUCAGAUCUGAUCAUGCGGGUGUACACUGAUGCGAAGAGUGGCUGCAAAAAUGUGGGAUCCAUUCCAUGUGACACUACCAUUUUAUGCAUGUCAUACAACAAGGAUACAGAUGAGGUGUAUGCUGGGGGAAUAGGAAUAUUGGAGAAGUGGGUGUUCUCUGGUUCUGAGCAUGCUGCUUAUGUACAAAAGAGAGAAAAAUUUGACACAGAGAUAAGAUCAGAUGAGUGGGUGAUAGAUAUCAAGGUAGAUCCCAGAAACAAACAGAUGUUGGCUCUGACCUAUGAUGGAAUAUAUGUUGUCAGCUUCAUUAGCAUGAAGCAGACACAUUUGCUCCAGAACAGACAUGAAGGAUCUCUCAGAUGCUGUUCCUUCUACAAACAGAGGGAAUACUUUAUAACAGGUGGGGGAGAUGGACAAGUCAAGGUAUGGAAUGCGGUUGUUUUCACACAAGUCCAUGUGUUCUACGGCCAUCGUGGACCAAUCACAGGACUCCAAGUCCACAGCACAGACCCCCUACUGUUCUCUAGCUCCAUGGAUGGCACAGUACAAAUCUGGAGGAUGGACAACUUCAGCAAAUUUAUGAGAGUUGAAUUGGGAGUUGGCAUACAGCAAAUGAAACUUUUAGGUGAUGAAGAGUUUUUCUGUCAGACAGAGAAGGAAAUUAGAAUCUACAAUUUGAACCAGUUCUACACGUUGUUUGCUCCAGUAGAGUCAACGGUGUUUAAAUUAAAGCUCUUUCCUAGUGUCAGAGGCAAGCCAAGUCGAGUCAUAGCAUCUACUGAGGAUGGAUCGGUCCGAUUUUUCUCCCCUGUAACUGGAGCCACAAUUACCAUGAUCUACCCAAUGCCAACAUUUCAGGUUUUUAGCUCUUUUGCAUAUAACAGAGAUAAAGAAAAGUUACUCACCAUUCUACAAAAUGGAGAUGUCUUAGUAUUCAGUUGUGAUACGAACCCUUGUAAGGCGGAGGAAGUAUGGCAGCCAGCCUCCCCCGAUGAGGAGGUUACUGAGCUCUCUAUCAUGGCUCUGAGCUACUCUGAUAUAGAUGGUGAGAGUACAAGGGAAACUGUUGUCUUGGGAGGAUUAAAGAAUGGACAGAUCUCUUUACUGGAUGCUGAUCAGUGUGUGAUGGUCAAAAACCUACAAGCUCACGAGGGAGCCAUCACCUGUAUGGAGGCCAUCACUGACAUUGAUGAUUCAGGAUUCCAGAUCCUGGAGACCAACUCCACCCUGGUCACUGGGGGGCAGGAAAAGUCCCUCAAAGUGUGGUCUGUGAAGGUCAAACCUGGUCACUCAGGGAACAAAAUUAUCCUGGAGCAGCUAGUGAAGAUUCCAUGUGAUGGUAUACCUAACCUCCUUAGUGUGUAUGAGAAUACCUUGUGUGUCACCAUAGACAGUCCUGAUACAAAACUGUUAUUAAGAAUGUACAGAAUAGAUGGUCGGGAUCUGGAGACCACAUCCUCAAUACACUACACAGAGCUGUACCACGCCCAGGAUGAAGAACACACAGAGAGGAUGACUGCUCUAGACAAGUGUCCCCUGUUAGGAUUCUUUGCUACUGCCAGUGAAGAUGGUUAUAUCAAAGUGUGGAAUCGCCACAAUCAGUUGGUGAGGGAGAUGUACUUUGGAGAGCCCCUGUUUGGUCUGUGCUUUGCCAAUGCUCGUGGAGAUCUGCUGCUAGGAUUCCAAAACCACAUCUGCUUAAUUCCUUUGACCAACUUCUUCCCACAAAAUUAUUUGGAGCUCAUUUCACAUCAGGAGUUUCGGGACGACCUAAGAGAGCCUCCCAUUCCGUACAGUUCAAAGGUCAAGUCAUGGUUUGAUCCCAGCAAACUACCAAUCUUCAGUACCAACUUGACAAUCCGACACCAGGAGAAGCAGGAUGAGGACAUAGAUCAGGGGAUCCUCGAGGACAUUGAGGACCUGAGUGAUUCUGAUGACAGCUUUGAUGUCCCAGUUCGCAAAAAUUUCCGUCUUCCCAAGUCCAAACUAAAUCUUGAAGAAGAGAAAAUUCUGAAGGAGUUGGAUAAGAAAAGGCAUUCAAUCAGUGUUGAGGAACCAGAUUUUUCACAGUACCGGUACAUGGAUUCGACAGAUAUUUUCAAUGAUUUAUACAAAGCUGAGGAAAGUCCUCAACCUUCAGAUAAAGAAGGUAUUGAGACAGACACAGAGGAAACUCCUCCUUCUAAGAAAUCCAAAAAGGAGAAAAGAAGGAAAAGUAUUUCUUCAAUCCCCAACAUUCAUAUGUUGACUCCAUUUGAACAAGCUCUCCUCAAGAGGAGGCCAAUCAUAGCACUGGAUGGAUACAUCCCAAACUCUGUGAUCAGGAAACAGCUGGGUUACCGCCCGCCAACCCCACCCCAGAUCCAGAAACGACAGGCUGUCUGGAGACCAAAGCCAGUUCCAAAGCCCUUACCACAGAAGGAGGUUGAAGAAGAGGAAGUGAUGGAUUUAUAUGAGUUAGCACGCAGAUAUAGAUUUGAUGCUGGUGAAUCAGACAAUGAAAGUGAGGCCGAUGAGCCAAUCGUAACCCGCCCCACUAAUCGGGGCGGCCGUAAUAAAAGGAGGCAAGUCAAAAAGAGGGUAAAGGAUGAUUGGAGCGAUGGAAGUGAAGACGAUGAUGAUGAGGAGGAUGAUGAGGAGGUCAUUGAUGACUUUAAGGAGGAUGACUCAGGGGUAGACAUGGCUGAGUCGUUGGUAGGGAGUCAGUUCUCUCUGCUUGCUACUGGUAAAGCGCUUAAGGAGCAGAAGCCACUUGUUUGGGGAGAGCCAGAGAGUUCAACCAAGAAGUCUAUCCUGACCCCCUGGAAGAAGAUGACCAGCAUGGUCCGCACAUCGUCCAAUCUGUCGUCCACUUCCUCCAAGCGGGCCUACAAACCCACCAGUCGCCGAUCUACCCCCAACACCCCCACCAAAUACGAACAUCCCAGCAUUAUAAAGCAUCAGCACCAAAACCAACAUUUUGUAAAGUCCAAAGCGUUUGAGUUUGGAAAUGUGUUUGCACCUCACCCUAAGUCUGGGGGGCCAGGGAGUCGCGAGAGGACCAAGUCCUUCAGACUGAGCAACAUGGUGGUCGAUGAGGACUCCACUGAUGUCAGGUUCAAGGAAAAAGAGAACAGGAAGAAGGUAAUACAGGUGAAUGACAUGGAGGUGAUGCAUAAGCUGAUGAAGGAGGACUUCUUCCGCGACCUGAAGGGGACUCCCUCGUACGAGAGCAUCCUCCAGCAGUUACUGACCAUGCUGGACACGGAUGAUGCCGACCUCCACGGCAAAGUCUGUAACUACAUCCUGGAGAUCCACAAUGAUGUGGGUAUAUCUGAUGUCUACCUUGAUCGUAUCAUCAACAAAUUGUCCAAUCAGCUGAGUGCAGGAAACAGCGUCAGUACUUCCAUUCGCAAAAACGGACUGUCGGCACUAUCUGUAAUCGGCAAGAGUCGGCAAGAUGUGGUGGCCACCAUUCUGCCUCGACUCAUCGAUAGCUCGACUGACAUCCGUGAAGAGGCUGCCGAGGCCUUGGCCCAGCUGACAGGAGUGACCAACAAGACAGAGCUUUGGAGCCUGAUGGAGGACAUGGGACUCCAGAAAUCCUACAGCAGCAAGGAGGACGAGGAGGAGGCGCUCAAGGCGCUAGCCAUGAGGCUGGACGUUCCAUACCGGCCAGACAGCUUUGCGGACUGGAUCGGGGACUGGAUGGAUGACCUCCAGAGUCCGGCCAUGUACGACAUGGAAGAUGAUUUGAUGCUUAAUGACAUUGAAAAGGCUUGGGAUGGCAGGGAGAAAAGAUGGAAGCCAGAGUCUCUCUAUUUGUCAGAAUCUGUCAGUCGGGCCUCCAAUCGCCUCAAAGAGCUCUCCUUCAUAUCAGACAAGUCACUAUUAGAGGAGGAACAACUCAGUUUCAUUAGCUAUCAAAGUGAAGCAGAGGACGAGGCAGAGGAGGCGGAUGACUUGGCAAGUGAGUUGUCCUGUAUAGAGGAGGGCCCACCCUCUCUAGAACAGUCCCCGGGGCCCCAGCAAGAGGGGAUGAAGCAGCUCUGUAUGGGGAGUCAGGUUUUGAGGAUCUCAGAGAAACUCGGUCAGAUGCUUCAAGACACAGACCCCCAGGGGAUAUUUUCUCAGGUCCACCCCCCAGACAGCGAGGGCUAUGCCAGACAGAUGUCUAUCAUAGAGCAGAUAUUGAAGGAGAAUCCAGACUUUCACCUCAGCGACUUGGAAUUUGAUAGUGAUAUGUCCAACUUAACUCGGGGAAGGACACAGGAGGAUGGUGAGAAGGCCCCGAGUGAAUCAGAGAACACUCGUGGGCAGGAGUUUGAUGUUGUUGAUGGACAUACUAAGGGGGUCCAAGUGGAGAAGAGCCUAGAGGAAAUGAUCCUCCUGGAGCAGUCUAACAGAACUGAUAAUACAUGUAUUGCUGAGAAAAUGGAAAGGUCUUCUUCAGUCCAUAAGGAAACAGAAUCUGGUCAAUUCACCCCCGGGAGAACAAGCAGAACUCGCCUUGAGUACAGGAGUGAACUAGAAAAUCUGAGAGAAUCAGUAGAUGGUCAACGUUCACAGACACCCAGAAAAUACAGUCGGGGAAGGUUGGAUAAUUCAAACUUGAUCUCCAGUCAGAAUGAUGGCUCAGAAUGCAGUUAUACCUCAGAGAUGGAUGAUUGGUUUGACCCCCGUGACCCCCACCUCCACAAAUACUACAGGAACCAAUACAGACGGCCCGGCAGUGGAAGACCCAUUGGUAAGCGAGGCAAGGUGUUUGAUAAGUUUGGAAACCUGAGAGAUGAUGUUGAGGAUGACAGCUUGCUUGGCUCUUCAGGAGAGUACAGUGAACAGACUGUGGAUGGUGCACCCUUGCCCGAAGAUUCAACUAAGGAAACUAUAAGUGUUCAGGACUCUGGAAUUGGAAGAGAUAUCUCAGAGUCUACCACAUCAAGGUCAAGUAAAGGUCAACCAUUUUUGACCCGUGCAGAAAGGUCAUCUCAAGGACAUCACAGCAAAGGUCGGAAGAGAUCGAAGCUGUCGGACUGGAGCAGGACGCAGCUGUCUCCCGUCAAGUCCAGUAGUUCUCAUUAUAAGUCCACCAUGUCCACACCAAGAUUCAGCAGAGACUGGCAAAAGUUUUUUGACACACCCACUGCUCUGGAAAGGAAGCGGAUGGAUAUGGUGAGGAAGGACUUCACUGAGGGGAAAGUGAAGCAGCAGGUGCCCGCCACCAUCACCUACAUCUCUAAUGAUCUCCCCAUGUUACCCGGGGAAGCUGGCCUCAGGUUGUUGUCCACAGUGAAGGUUGGGGAGAAAAUGGAAGGAAGCAAACAGGAGAUGAGGCAUCAAGUGGAGGCCAUUCCUGGGAAGCUGAGCUCUCAGACCAAGAAUGAAAACCAUGGACAAUCUCAGUAUGGCAUUCUGAGUAUGCAGUGGAUCACAGAUAUCCCAGUAUCCAAUGCUCCCGUUGCAUCCACCCCUCGAGCUUAUCCUCGAUCUGAGUCCUCCACAUCACAAGUCACAGAUAGGUCAAUGGAUGCUAAUACGGUGAAGUCCAUGGGCAGGAACACGUCCCGUUUACCAAGACUUGCCCAGAAGUAUUCCAAAACCAAUGUAUCAAGUAGAGAAAAAUCAAGGAGGGAUACAGAAGACGAGUCAUUUUAUCUACCCACAAUUCCUGGUGCUUACAGUCCUGACUUUGUUUGGGAGCACCCUCUACCUCCGCCACCCCCAAGAGAAUCUAGGACAAAUGUGGCAUCCAUCAGGAAAGACCAUGAAGAGUACUGCAAAUACUAUAGUUUAAUAAAGCGCAACAUGCAGAAAUAUACCUCUACCGUGCCAUCAUUACCUAAGGUGGAUAUAAAACAGGCCAUUCCGACCUCCAAGUUACAGAAGAGUCUCACCAAGAUGUCCAAGCUCUCCCGCGGCCCAAGUCUGUUCUUCCCCAGAAUCACACUGAAUCAGCUCAUCUCCUCUACCUGAUAAACUGCCUUCAUUUAAAAAUAACUGGGAGUUUUUCCUCUUUUUCCUUUGUUUAAUAGGAUUGAUCUGGUGCAAACAUUUUAAUGUUUUCUGUUCAUAUGUACUCUUUGUAAGGAUAAGUUAAUGUUUAUUUUACUUUACACCAAUUUAUUGAAAUUAUUGAAUAAUGCAUUUAAUUUGUGACAAUUGGUUACUUCUUGUUUUGUUUUUCGUGGUAAAUUGUCACUAUUAAAAUUCUAUUCAGCAUUGUUACAUGUAUCAUGUUCAUUAAAAAGCUUUGUGAUGCGUUAUUUUUUCUUCACAUGUUUUUUUUGGUUAAUUCCUCAUUUAUACAUAUUAUCAAGGACUCCAAAGUGUUCUAAACACAAAAUAUUUUACAAUGUAAGAUGAAGAUUUAUUAUUAUGCUGUUUAAACUUGUCUGUGUGUAAUUUUCUCUAAAUUCUUUUUAUUUUUCAUGCAUUAUGUGUAAGAAGAAUGCAUAGAUUUAAAGUUAAUUUUGUUAUUUUUAGCUGACUAAUUAUUUAUGAAUUGUUUUGAGUUAAGUUGACCAUUUGUUAUUAAAAUUUGUUAAACCGUC